Molecule: messenger RNA, 1065 nt
Organism: Macrosiphum euphorbiae (potato aphid)
Lineage: Eukaryota; Metazoa; Arthropoda; Insecta; Hemiptera; Aphididae
Source: the annotation of a GenBank genome assembly
AUGGGUUCGUACCUGAACAAGCCGAAAACCGACAAGGAAUCCGAGGACUUGGAGAACGACCUGCUCAUGUGCGGCGUCAGUUCAAUGCAGGGCUGGCGCGAAAAACAAGAGGACGCCCACGUCUGUUUGGUGGACUUCGACGAUGACAUGUCGCUCUUUGGCGUCUUUGACGGACACGGCGGCGCUGAAGUGGCGGAGUAUGCCGUUGAGAUGCUGCCUUCACUGAUCAAAAACGAACUGUUCGAACAAGGUGAAUACGAAAAAGCACUGAUCAAGGCUUUCAUGGAUUUCGACGACAGUCUGAUUGAACCGCCAGUAUUAAGGAGGCUGAGAACUAUUCGAUUGAAAAACGGCAAAACAGAAGAGAGUGAUAAUGGCGAUGUAGAUGACAAAAAACUUGUUGAAACGGAAUUGGCUGGAAAAGACAGUGGUUGUACAGCAGUUGUAGCUUUAUUGGUAAAAAAUAAGCUUUAUGUGGCGAAUGCGGGGGACUCUAGAUGUGUGGUGUCCUUUGCCGGAAAAGCCCAUGCGAUGUCAAAAGAUCAUAAGCCUAAGGAUAAAUCUGAGUUGAAGAGAAUUCUUGCAGCCGGUGGAAGAGUUUCAAGUGAUGGACGAAUCAACCAUGGUCUUAAUAUGUCUCGAGCUUUAGGUGAUCAUAUGUACAAGACAAAUAGUUUAUUUCCAAAUACCAAGCAAAUGAUUACUGCUCUACCUGAUGUACAAGUCAUUGACUUGACACCAGAAAAUGGCGAUUUUAUAGUUUUAGCGUGUGAUGGUAUUUGGAACUCGUUGUGCAGUCAGAAAGCAGUUGAUUUUAUAUCAAAUCGUAUUCACUGUCCCGACAUCAAAUUAUCAUCAAUUUGUGAAGAAUUAUUUGAAGUAUGUUUGGCCCCUGAUACACCAAAUGCUGGAGUUGGCUGUGAUAACAUGACUUGUAUCAUUGUGAAGUUCAAACAUCACCAGAAACGUUCACUUACGGAUGAUGUAGAAGAAGAAGAAUCUGAUCUCGUUACUGACUGUAAGAAACCUAAAUUGGAUGUGACAGCACCUGAAUCUGUAGAGUAA